AUGCCUCCCAGGCCAGAUUCUGUUCAUAGCACAGCUUCGAGCAGUGACUCACAGGACAGUGAAGAAAAUUAUGUACCAAUGAAUCCAAAUCUAUCUGAUGGUCCAAGUUUAUUUGAAAGCAACAGCCUUGAUGGAGGAAAUAGCCCAAUGGUGAAGCCUAAAGGAGACAAGCAAGUGGAAUAUUUAGAUCUAGAUUUGGACUCUGGCAAAUCAACACCUCCAAGAAAAAAGAAGAGCAGUGGCUCUGGCAGCAGUGCUGCAGAAGAGAAAGUGGAUUACGUUGUAGUUGACAAGGAGAAAACCCUGGCUUUGACGAAUACCAGGAAAGCAUGGACUGAUGAAAGACAGUCAACUGAAUCUGAAACCCCAACCAAGAGUGUCAAAUGA
This is a messenger RNA of Staurois parvus, 387 nucleotides long. The record is from the annotation of a GenBank genome assembly. NCBI's taxonomy places the organism in Eukaryota, Metazoa, Chordata, Amphibia, Anura, Ranidae.